AAGCCACCGUUACAAACAUUGCUGAUGAGUGAGGGGGAUUAGAUGCGAAAGAAAGAUAGCAGUGAAAAGGAGUAUAAACAAAUAGAGAGAGAGUAGCAUGGUGAAACUGACAAAAACAGACGAUAAGGAACUUGAGAGAAUAUGUUUAGGAGAUGAGUGAAAGUAAGGAAAAUAUGUAGAAUCUUUUAGAGAGUGAGUGAAGAGAAACGAAAUUUACUCAUGUAUUGAGAGGGAGAGAAAGGAAGUAUUAUUAGAAAGAGAGAGAUGGCCGAGGAUUUUAGUAAACAUACUUUGUUACCAGGACGUUUAAAGUCGUUGUUCCUAGGACAUCUUUGCUCCUCCAGUUUGGAGGAUUAAACAAGCAACGUAAGAACAGUGAGACGUUGAUUGACUCAGGAACGAAGCCUGAAGUUUUGAGCAGAAGGAAUAGUCAAUUACAUCAACCCCAGUACUUGACUAGUACUUUAUUUUAUCAACUCUGAAAUGAUGAAAGGCAAAGUCACCCUCAGCAUGAUUUGAACUCAGAAAAUAAACACUGAAUAUUGAUUUUUAAAGAACUUUCAAAAACAAGAAUCUCAAGCAGAAAUCACCAUCCAUUCAAGAAUACUUUACAAAGACAUCAUUCCUUUCAUUGACUCCUCAUCCAGUUCUAUAACUAGAUCUGACUGGGAACAUUUCUGGAUCCUUUUCAAAUAUUUCAGCUUUCCCAUGACAUAAGUGUAAUGGCAUUUAGUAGUUUUGUCUACAAACCACUGUGAAACAUUACACCCUGCAACAAAGUACCAGUGGCACUGUUUUGGGGGAUGGUAUUCAAAUGCAACUGUUAUUGACCAGUGUUGAUUUUUUACAUUCCUCAAGAACAUUAUAGGACCAGUAUUGUACACUGCAAUCCAUCUCUUACACAUCUCCAUAUUGCAAUUUGAUGCAUUUCUACAACUCUUUAUAAUACAUCCAACAACUCGCUCCCUUAGAUCUGUUUAUUAUGUAUACACAGAUAUACACACAUCCAGUACAAAAAAAUUAUAUAUACACAUAUAUUAAAUAUAUAAAAUCAUAAAGGAAAAAAAUCCAAGUUAUUGAUCUGAUGGUCCACUUGUGUAACUCCCUAUCCAAAUUCAAGUAAUAAUAUCCAUGCACCUCACCUUUUGAAAACUUGUAGGAUUGGAACAUAAAAGCAUACAAUAUUGAACCAGAUGGUUUUACUACCCACAGUGACAUUAUAUUUUCACACAAACUGCCAUAGCUCUUGUUUGAAUAAGAGACAUUGGCAUUUGUCACAUUGGCUUAACAGUGUUCUUUGGAAUACUAGAUAUUAACGAAAGAUAUCGACUUCAACUUAUAUAACACAUGCACACUCUCACACACACACACAUAUGACAUCUAUCUAUAUAAAUUGUAUAUAUAGCAUAUAAAUAAACACAUAAGUGUGUGUGAGUACGUGCAUGUACACGUCUGUUAUUUUACAUGUUUAAGUUGAUUGAUGAAAAUCUCUCUGAACUAUCAUUUGAUCAUAAGAAUUUGUAAGAAGAGAAAAAGGAAGAAAUAUUUGUAGCAGGAUAAAAAUUCUUGCUUUUCUUUGUUGUAGUUUUGCUUCCCUGCCACUCACACAUUUCUUCAGUUGUUUCCUGCAUCCUCCUUUUGCAUUUUCUCACUUGUGUCCUGCCUUCUCUCCUUCCCCAUAUUUCCUCACUCAAUUCCCCACCCACUCCCUCCAAAUAUGGAACAACAUCAAUCCAGUUUCAAUUCCCACCUGGCACAACUUUGUGCCACAUUCAACUUUUGUUUUUAUGAAGUAAUGAACUGAAGAGAGCCCGUUGAUAAAAUGUUAGAUCUGAAUGGUCAUCAUUUUCUUUUAUUUGUCAGUCCCUGACCCUAAUUAACCAGCAGGACAGCCAGCCUCUUUUGUCCUCCAUCUCUACCCUACCCUCUCAAAACACUCCCUACUUUACUUAAAACCUCCCCUUAAAACUGCUUUUGAGAUGGGAUCUGGCAUUCCUUUAUUGAAUGAGUAUAAGCAGGACUUUUUUUUGAAGAGGUUGCCCCAAACAAUAUUGGGCGGCCCUAAGCUGCGACUUGGCUAUGAUGCUCCGACAUAUGUGUAUCUGUCACAGAUAUGUUUCUUUAUCUGCCCAUGCAUCCUUGCUGCGAUGUUCACAACACUUGUCGAGCUCUACCUCCUUCAAUCGGAAGUGGCAGCCUACAUCUUUGGUGCUAUCAUGUUCAUCUUUGUCAUCUCUGUGCAAGUUCUGUCUACAGUGUGCCAGCAGUCACAGAAGUCAAGUGAGGCUGUUGUCACCAAGAAGCACUGUGCGUUUUCUGAGGACGAUGAGGUGGAAUUCACAGCCUGCUGUGCCCCUGAGACACUGGAGUUUAUUGUGCCAGUGAAGAAGUAUAGAGUCAACAUCCUGAUCCAUUCUGUGAUAUCAGGCGUGAUGUGUGGCUUGGCACUACUUGCCUUGCUGCCUGUGUCAAACAUCAAGCCCCUCUACAACAGCGAUGUUGCUGCAGUUCUGCUCUUCUUGUUUGGCUGGUUAUCUGUGUGCAUUGCACAGUACUCACUGACUGUUGGUGCACCACCAGAGCCAGCAACAUUCCGGACAAUGGACACCUAUGAAAUAUCUCAUCUGAUGCGGCCGACCUAUGUCUUCAUAUGUGUCAUUGUGGAUGCUAUUCAAAGACAAUAUCCCUCAUCUUAUGACCUCCUGAUUGCUAAUCAGGUACUUCACAUUUUCAUGGCUUGCUUACCAAUAUGUUGGACAUUUGGCAUGUUACCACCGAUAGAUGCUGGCCUCCUAUGGCUAGUAGAACAAAGCCAUAUAUUCCUCUUAGGUGGAUCUCCAAUGGCUUCGAAUCUCAGGUCAUGUUUGAUGCUAGCUCUGUCUGUCUGUAUCUAUCUGGUAGUACUCUAUAUGCCCGUCAUGCUGGGUUCCAUUGUGAUAGCUGCUGGCUUCGGCUAUCUGCUCAGCUUGGACCUGGGUGGACUUGGUACCCAGCUCAUCCAGCACCUCAUUGCCACAUCGCCCCCUCCCCCAACCUCCUUUCCUGCCAACACGAUCAACAGCCACCAUAGCAGCAACAGCAGUUGCAGCAGUCACAACAGCAACAACAGCAGCAGCAGUAACAACAACAAUAACAACAAUAUCCACAACAACAACAAAGCGACCCUCAUGAAGGACAAAGUCACACUUGUUGCAUCGAAUGGAGCUCAAGGUGGUGGUGGUGGUUGUGGUUUUGGUGGCGGUAGUGGUGGUGGCAGCAUUGGCAGUUGUGGUGGAGGUAGUGGUGGUAGUAGUAAUGGUAGCAUGGUCAGCUGUGGCAGUAGAGGUGGUGGAAAUGAUAGCUGGAUCAACGGCUACAGUAAGGGUUUCAUGUGGAGCUGGGGUUAUCGAGAGGUGCUCUACCACACACUAAUGACCUUAUGUGUCAGCCUCGAGUCUGGAGUACUCUAUUUCUUUGACUAUGCACUAAGUACCGAGCUAGCCUGGUACUCACUUGGCUACAUCACUGUUGGCUUUUGCAUUGUAGAAAAGGUACUGCAAGACAUCCAGAGAGUGUACAUUGUGUUUGGGCUGUGGCGUAACCCUCUCUAUCCGCAUACCGUACACCGUGUCAGUGUUUACCAACGACGUAAAAGCAUCCUCAAAGUUUUUGGUUUCCUAAGGAAGUGCAUCAUAAAAUGGGCUGGACCCAUGGUUAUGAUUGCAUAUUUGAUAGUAUGUUUGAAACCUGUACAGUCCACUAUACCUCUUAUAGACCAGAUGAACAAUACACGGCUUAUAUGGUGGUCUCUAGGCAUCAUGCGCAGCUUCAGAUGGGUGUGGCAGAGCACAGUGCAUUCUCUGUUUGAAGUUUCUCUCUGCCAUUUUUUUAUCCUCAUGAAACCAGUUGAUAUUUGGCUGUUAAAGAGGCAGUUUGCUCCUCUGCUGCUCCUUGGCCUCAGCCUUGUACGAGAUCGUUUCAUUCAGUUCAUCAACAAGGUCUUCUUCUUUCUCACUAUCCUCAUCACUUCACUGACUGACCGAAAACUGAGACGACAAGGAACGGGCACCAUAUUCUGCCUCUCCAUCCUCUUCCUGCCGGUCGUAUUGCUACUAAUAGCUGUUACCACGGUGAUAAGUGCACCACUGCUGCCACUCUUCACUCUGCCACUUCUCUUCAUUGGUUUCCCCAGACCAAUCAAGUUUUGGCCAGCUUCAGUAGGCAGUUCAGCUAACAUCUGUCCUGACUCUAUCUACUACCGCCAGUUUGCAAUGGCCCUUGUUCGCAGCCUGCACAGUGCCUUCACAUCAGGAUCCUUGGGUGAUCCAAACCCAGGGAAUUUUUAUUUGGUACGUUUCCAAGACCGUCUUGCCUGGAUCAGUGUGUUGGAACAAGGCAGUAGCCACGUGUCAAUCAGUGUGAAGGGACUUGAACUUCAGGAGACUACGUGCCACACAGUUGAGGCGACACACAUCGACACACACUUUGAGAGUACGUUUGAACCCCACCUGCACGGCAGCACAGUAUCAUCAGCUUUCAGUUGGAAUUCCUUCAACAAGUACCCAUUCCACACGCUUACACCUUAUGAUGCGUUCCCGGUACAGACCUACUCUGAUGCACGCAGUGUUCUCAUUGGGGUGAUUGACUCACCCAACAGCCUCUUGAUUGCAAAAUCUUACUUUCUUAAGAGUUUUGUUUGGUUACUGCUUCACCAUGUGUUUAAAGUGAAAGAGAAGAAGGAGGAAGGACAGAUGCCCUUUAUGGAAAAAAUGCCCCAAAUUAUUGACAUUCCUGGGGAGAAGUCUGAGAAAAUAUCCAUGGCUGAUCACGACCUUUUUGCCGUGGGCAACAGUUUCCGAAUAGAUGCCAGCCAGGCUUCAUCACGUCCCUCUACAGCUGACUCCUCUAUUGCAGCCAAUGCAGCUGCUGCACAACGGCGCAAGUUAUCGUGGGCGUCGUCUGUUGCCAGCUUCACGGACAGCGUCUGGUCUGAGGACCGGGACACCCUGGACAACCGAAAGAAAGCCCCGAUGACUGUGCUGAAGAAGGACCAGAUCUCACCCAUCACCAUAAUUGUCCAACCUCGGGCCAAACCAGAGAUCACUGAGGAGUCGGAAGAUGAUGAUCUGUUUGUUGAACCGUCUGUGUUUGGUUUACCAGUUACUGAUAUCAACAGUAUUUCACCUCAGCCAUGUUACUCUAAGAACCAACAGAAGAAGCUACACUCCAACGGCAGCAGCAGUAUCUACCGUCCCCUGACCAGUCUUGCUGGCUCCCCAGACUUCAAAUGCAUCUACUCAUCACAGUUGAGCCUCCCAGUUAAAUGGCGUGAGUUACCAAUUGAGCCAACCUGGCUCCUUAAACUCCAGGAUAGCUUCCCACGUGACUGGUACACCUAUGUGCUGGGGCAGCUUGCCUGGAGCGCAACUGACCAAAUGCCCGUUGAACAUGUGAUCUCUGAAGUGGCAGCCGACACUUUGUUAAUGAAUAGUUAUUCUCAGCUUACCAUGGCCUGUUCAUCAGUAUUUGAGUCACAAGAUGUCCACUCACCUGCCAGCUACCUUUAUAAAUAUUACAUUGGUAAUAUACCCUGGAAUGCUAUGUGGGACUGGUUAGCUGAAAACAAAGACUUACAGACGAUCGUAUUGAAAGCUUUUAGAUAUGGUUUUAAAUUAAUGAUGGACGAGGUACUGAUGAACCCAAUCACCAGCCAUGAAGAACUGAAAGAAUUCCUUGAGGACUAUGACCAAAAUUGGUUUAUUGGCUUAGAGUCAGAUCCUGACUGGAGCCGAGCUAUUUUGGCAGGAAAACCACAUCUGUUUUCUCUAGGGCACAACACCUCACAGGCAACAUACACCAGCCGAGUGUUGACCUUACAGGAUGUCAUGAUACAGGUGGGUCACCUGAACCCAGAAGUCGUACGUGGUCAAUGGGCCAACCUUAGCCUUGAGCUCCUCUAUUUCACCAAUGAUGAUGAGGAGCGUUACAGCAUCCAAGCCCAUCCGACCAUUCUUCGCAAUCUCACCGUCCAGGCCGCUGAUCCACCUCUUGGCUACCCAAUCUUUGCUUCAGACCCGAUAUCCAUACCAAUCCUUUGAAGAUCUCCUCAUCUGUUACAAAAGACAAAUUAAAGAACAAAAAAAAAUAUAUUUAAAACAAUAGUACAUAACAAAAAAUUUUAAUAAAACAAACAAAAUACUCCAGAAAUAAUAAUAGUAAUUAUUAUUAUUAUUAUUAGUAUUAUUAUUAUUAUUAUUAUUAUUAUUAUUAUUAUUACAAUGAUAUAAUAACAAUAAUAUAUUAAUUUAAAAACAAAAGACGUCUGAUUUGGUACAAAGCCAAUUUUAUACUGUAGAAAAUACAGUCAAUUGAAUUUAUCCCCUCAGUGAAUUUGGUGGUAUUUAAUUGGUUGAUGACGUACAAAGCCAACUCUGAUAGGGAUUGGAUUCAGAACAGUGAGGCAUCGAAAUGGAUACCAUAAACCGUUGGUGAGGGGUGGGGGGGAGAGCAUCUGUCUACAAUUUCUGACAUCACCACCACCAUUCUGUAAUAUUAGUAAGAACCAAGUAAAAUCAAAAAAGCAAUGUGCUGAAAAUUGUGCUUGAAUGCCGACUAUAUAUAUCAGUUGCAACUUUAAAUGACACACACACAGAACACUUUCCUCCUACACUACUAUGAUAGCUGGUGUUUUUUUGUUUUUUCACCUAAACAGAUAUGGCCUAAUCUUAUGCUGGUCAGAUGUAAGUGUAACAUAAGACAGAUGAACAGGUCAUUUGUUUUUGUUUUUUUUUAACAGAACAGUGUAUGUGUGUGUGUAUAAAACAAAACAGGAGAGUUUGUUCAUAAAUUUCAUGUAUUGAUGUGUGUGUGUAUGUAUGUAUGUAUAUAUAUAUAUAUAUAUAUAUAUAUAUAUAUAUAUAUAUGAUGAUAUGAUGUAUAAACUGUUAUCUUUUUCAUACUGGUGCAAUGUUGGGGUUUAGUUGUCUUUUCUUUAUCAAGUGUACUUAUGUGUGUGUGUGUGUGUGUGUGUGUGUGUGUGUGUGUGUGUGUGUGUGUGUAUACACACACACAUGUCGUCAUACACAAACUGUCUUUUUGUUGUGAACACAAGCAUUGAAUUUUUUUUGCCUACAUAGAUGUGUAUAUUUCAUAUGUAUGCAGGAUUUUAUUCCCAGAUAUAUGUGUGUGUGCAAGUCUAUAUAUAUAUGUUUAUGUUUGUUUAAAUAUAUACACAUAGAGAACAGUAAGUAGGUUGUACUCAAGAGAGCGAAAGUGUGUGAGAGAGAAUUCAAUACAGGUUAUUUGUAGAGUGAUAUUGCAGGAAUUGGAAGUUUUUAUUCUUUGUGAAAAAAUAUUUGGGUUGAAAACACACACACGCACACACACACACACACACACACACACUUAAGUGUGUGACAUUCAAUAGUUUUUCCUCACAUUGGUGUCUUUUUGUUUUGUUCAUUUUUGAAAUUUGGACAGCUGUAUAUAAUAUAUGAUACAGAAGCAUGUUUCUCAUCCACUAAUACAAUAAUUGUUUUAUUUAGACAGUUGCAUAGUUCUUUGUGUGUGUGUGUGUGUGCAUGUGUGUGCAUGUGUGUGAAAUGAUUGAUUAGUUUAUACAUUGGACCACUACCAGUUCCUGAGUUAUAAACGUUUUAUUGUGUCUCUUGAUAUAUCACUUUAUUUGACACACUUCAGUUCAUAUUGUUGUGGGUAGGUUGGGAAAGUUAGAGGCUGAUUCUUCUGAGAAUUCUACCUCUGGUAAAACAGAUUCCUAUCCAGAAGUUUUGUUUCCCAUCAGUUUUAUUGACCUCUGGUUCAUAGAGGCAUUAUUUUUUUUUCACAAUGCAUGUGUGUGUGUGUAAAUGUGAUUGUAAUUGUGGAUAUGUCUGCAUAUUUUCAUGUGCAUGUGUAAGGUGGCUUAUGCAUCCAUUGCACAGAUUAUAAUUUUCUGCCUGUGCUCUUGUUGUAUAGCCCCACUCAGUUGUGACCAAAUUAACUGAUGGCUGAAAUAAAGCCAUUUGAACACUUCAUGUUAACCCAACUAAUACUGUGAAAACUUUGACCACAAAAUCACAGUGGAAUUUAUAAUGAAAUUUCAAGAAAACUGCAGCAAUAUAGACUAAAAUACAAUUGACACUUGAGCAGGAAUUGAACACAAAAUACUAAUAUAACUAUCUUUUCAUUAACCUUUAACAUGCUUGGAGACAUCAUGGCACCAUAUGAAUUUUCUCCCCUGUAGCUGCAGGUGCAUAGAAAACUCAUAUGGCAACGUGAUGCAUUUACACUGUGCUAAAAGUUAAUCAUACAGUCCUUUCAAUAAUAUAUUGGCUUAUAUUUCUAAAUACAUGUUAAAUAUUGAUAAAAAUCUUAGACAUCAAUUAGCUUUUCCACUACAUCACUCCUUCACUUUUAUUAAUAGGUAGGUUUCCAUAUGAUACACAAUCCCAGCAUUGAGAAAACAUUAAGAAUGUGCUUAAUAAGAAAUUUAGCAACACAGUUUAAUGGUUAAUUUGAAGGUAGAGCAUUUUGUUAAGCUGAUUUUGCUUGAAACUUAAGAGACGUGUGUCUGUGGAAUGUUCAGCCUCUUACAUACUAAUUCAGUUGAUCAAAUAACUGAAUCCUUAUUGUCAAAACCAUUUACUUUACUGUUGGAUGAACUAUCAACUAGCUGAUAAGUCAUGGGUUAAAAUUGUCUGCAGAUUUUACUCUGAAUUGCUGGAACAAAUAUUUAACUUCAUACAUGCCUCAUGAAACAAGUAUUAGGUUUUCUGAGCAUGCUACCUGUGAUAAACUGUUAUCCUACAUCAGCGCUGGAGAGAUUUAUUUCUUCUCUCACAUGCUUAAUGCUGCAGAUCAGUCUUUAAGUAAAUAUUAGUUUUUAUGAAUUCCUGUGAAAUAUGGUGAUCAUUUUUUCAAAGGUUGGUUUAUUUACAUAGAAGCUCCCUUGUUGGAUGUGAAUAUGUUGUGUUAGUAUUGUACACAGUGAUGAUUUGAAUUGUGUGAGAGAAAAUUUGGUUGGUAUAUAAAUAAUUUGAAAGCCUCAUAAAAGCUCUCCCUCCCUCCCUCAGAAAUUAUAUCCUUUGAGAUACAAGCAUUGGGAAGUGGUGGAUGUCUUGAUACUUAAGAGAAUGUAGAUACAUAAUUAAGGAACGGUUUUUUUUUAUAUCAACAAGUUAAAUGAAGUCAUAUAAGCUCUCUCUUUUUCUCUCAUCAUUGUAUCUUGUCCUGUAAAUACAAGAUUUGUAAAAUUUGGUCUCAGCAUGAGUAGAGACUGUUGGGAGUGGGUUGUUUUUAAUAUUUUUGUAUGUGAGGGAAGGUGUGACUGUGUUGUUUUGACAGAUUCAGUGACUUGACAAAGAUGCUUCCUCCUCAUCUAAUAUGCUUGCAUUCACUGCAGUCAGGUAGGUGCUUUGGCUACUACUUCAUCUAACACUGCUCAACAAGUGCCCAUCCAGCAAUUGACUGAUAUAUCUCUCUCUAUAUAUAUAUAAUUCCAAACAAGAAAAUAACCUUUUCCCUUAAAUUCAGUUGAAGAGUUGUUCUUCACAGAAAAACUGUUUACUCAUUGCAACAAGAAUACAAAAAUUAAAAAGAACAAACUCUUUAGCAGUAUAAAUUCAAAUAAAGUUUAUCAAAAUUC
Messenger RNA from Octopus bimaculoides (California two-spot octopus), 9622 nucleotides. Its product is annotated as pecanex-like protein 4. NCBI's taxonomy places the organism in Eukaryota, Metazoa, Mollusca, Cephalopoda, Octopoda, Octopodidae. Gene Ontology annotation, cellular component: membrane. The record is from RefSeq and is a predicted model, not a curated record.